AUGGCCUUCAACUCGAACGGCAACGAGGCGGGAGGCAGCGGCGCAGGAGCCGCCGCGGGUGGCUUCUCGUUCACGAGCUAUUUCCAAGAGAGUGAACGCGAGUUGCCCUUCAACCAGCGUCCGUUGAGGGAGGUCAAUGCCCUCAAGUUCGAUCGCAAGAGGGUCGACGAGGAGCCCAACAACCCGCAGCUGCAGCAGCAGCAACAGCUCGAUCGACCGCUCUGGCAGAGGCUCCCGGCUUGGGUACCGUAAAUUCUUCCCCGAGAUCGACUCACACUUGGCUUAGGUCUGACUACCAAGUCAUGUCGCCGCACAGAAUCGUCUGCUGGAUCGGUACAUCCUCCUUCAUCAUCCUCCAAAACAAGUACAUCCUCUACGACCUCAAGUUCAACCACCCUGUCGUAAGUCGGCAAGACUUUCACGACCGAGCCGCGAAUUUGUUGGCUGAGGCUCUUGAUAUGUCUUACAGGCUUUGACAACAGUUCACUUGACUGUACGUCAUCGAUGCAUCUCGUCGGCAUUCUUCUUGAUGUGGAUGAGGGCCGUCUGACUCGCAUUGUUCGUCCUCGGCCGCCAAACCACAGUUCCAAACACUUGCGACUCGUGCUCUACGCAGAUAUACGCCUCUCGUCGACAAGGCCAAGGAACUCGAAGCGACAGGAAAGAUGAACCGCGACGUCUUCAUUCGCAAAAUCGUCCCCGUCGGCGCGCUCUUUUCCGCCUCGCUCGUGCUCUCGAACUGGGUCUACCUGCGAUUGACCGUUAGCUUCAUUCAAAUGUAUGCAGGGGGCUUCUCGCUACUGCUGGGCAUUUACCUACUACUUACGCUCUGUCACACCUUUUUAUUACAGGAUCAAGGCCUUCACCCCAGUAUCCGUCUUGCUUGUCUCGGCGGCUUUCGGUCUGAAAGAACUCAACAGGAAGAUCAUGGGGAUCGUCGGGGCCAUCUCAUUGGGCGUGGCAAUCGCUUCGUUCGCCGAGAUUGAAUUCGAGAUGAUUGGGUUCCUCGUACAGGUGAGCUUUUGUAUCAUCUUGGGAGGAUGGGACGCUCCGAACUGACGCAGACUUGUGUUCCGGUAGGCUCUAGCUAUCGCGAUCGAGUCGUGCCGACUUGUGCUCGUCCAAAUCUUGCUCCAAGGUACAAGCUAUGGCUCCGCCUUGAUACUCCGUAAUUCGUGCUGACCUCGGAUAAUGUGCUUCUUCAAUUCAAAUAGGCAUGGGUCUUGACCCUCUGACCUCGUUGUACUACUUCGCCCCCGUCUGCCUCGUCAUCAACUCGAUCAUCCUCUUGCCUGUUGAAGGGUUCUCCGUCUUCUCUGAUGCGAUCGAGAAAGUUGGCAUUCCUAUGCUGUUGGGAAAGUGAGUCCCCGAACAUCAUUCGAGCCAGUGCCCUUCACUUGUGAGCGUCGGUUGAGCUGAUCCCCCUUUGCUCCCCGCAGUGCUUGCAUGACCUUCGCUCUCAACUUGACAUCCGUGUGGUUGAUCGGGAAAGCAAGUGGUUUGGUAUUGACGCUCUCUGGCGUACUUAAAGAUGUAAGACUCUAUGGCAGCUCUCCUCGUUCCAAGGAACGCGUGAUGCUGAUCAGAUUUUUUCCCCCUUCCUUCAGAUCCUGCUCAUCGCUGGAAGUUACUUCAUCCUCGGUUCAUCCAUCACCGGGACUCAAAUAUUUGGCUAUAUUAUUGCUCUUACCGGUUUGGUCAUGUUCAAAAUGCAAGGGUGA
Microbotryum saponariae is the source of this 1721-nucleotide messenger RNA. The record is from the annotation of a GenBank genome assembly. Lineage: Eukaryota; Fungi; Basidiomycota; Microbotryomycetes; Microbotryales; Microbotryaceae.